This is a messenger RNA of Plectropomus leopardus (leopard coralgrouper), 2397 nucleotides long. RefSeq names its product ornithine aminotransferase (gene oat). NCBI's taxonomy places the organism in Eukaryota, Metazoa, Chordata, Actinopteri, Perciformes, Serranidae. Gene Ontology annotation, cellular component: cytoplasm. The record is from RefSeq and is a predicted model, not a curated record. Gene Ontology annotation, molecular function: pyridoxal phosphate binding; L-ornithine transaminase activity; identical protein binding.
GCAUUAAGGCAGCACAUUUUUCUUUCUCAGACACAACAUAAGCUGCACCGGAUCCCUGCGCUUCAACCAUCGGACAGGACAGACAUCAGACGCUUUUCAAGAGGGUUUUUUUUAACGUCGCUUCAUAUAUUUCUGACGUAGCAGCACACGACCAUGAAAGGAAUGAUUCUGCAGCUCAGCCGCAACCUGAGCCGUGCUGCCCCUGUCCUUAGUCGCAGUGUCCACUCUGGCACACGUCCCGCUUCGACUGCCGCGUCCAAACUGAAGUCUGAUCGCCCGCUCACCUCAGAGGAAAUCUACGCCAGAGAGGACAAGUAUGGAGCACACAACUACCACCCCCUGCCAGUGGCCUUAGAAAGAGGAGAGGGCAUCUACGUUUGGGAUGUGGAGGGCAACCGGUAUUAUGACUUCCUGAGUGCUUACAGUGCAGUAAACCAGGGCCACUGCCACCCAAAGAUCAUAGCUGCGCUCACCGCCCAGGCCUCCAAACUCACGCUGACUUCCAGAGCGUUCUACAACAAUGUGCUGGGAGCCUACGAGGAGUACAUCACCGACCUGUUUGGCUAUGACAAAGUUUUACCCAUGAAUACAGGUGUUGAAGGUGGUGAGACGGCGUGCAAGCUCGCUCGAAAGUGGGCUUACACUGUAAAGGGAGUACCCCAAAACCAGGCCAAAAUCAUUUUUGCAGAGGGAAACUUCUGGGGCCGCACCUUGGCAGCGAUCUCCAGCUCAACGGACCCCAGCAGUUACGAAGGUUUCGGCCCCUACAUGCCAGGCUUUGAGCUUGUCCCGUACAACGACAUUCCUGCUUUGGAGAAAGCUCUACAGGACCCAAAUGUUGCUGCUUUCAUGGUGGAGCCCAUCCAGGGGGAGGCCGGGGUUGUGGUGCCAGACCAGGGGUAUCUGACCAAAAUCAGAGAACUUUGCACCAAACACAACGUGUUGUGGAUUGCUGAUGAAGUGCAGACAGGUUUGGCGAGGACUGGGCGGCGCCUGGCUGUGGACCAUGAGGAAGUCCGCCCAGAUAUCGUGGUUCUGGGCAAAGCUCUUUCUGGGGGAGUUUACCCUGUAUCUGCUGUGCUGUGUGACAAUGAGAUAAUGCUGACAAUCAAACCUGGAGAACACGGGUCCACAUAUGGAGGUAACCCCGUGGCGUGUCAGGUCGCCAUCGCUUCACUUCAGGUGCUUGAGGAGGAGAAGCUGGCAGAGAAUUCUCAAAGGAUGGGAGAGCUGCUGCGGAGCGAGCUGAAAAAACUGCCCAAAGACAUUGUGACAACAGUCAGAGGGAAAGGCCUCCUCAACGCGGUCGUCAUCAAAGAGACCAAAGACUAUAACGCCUGGAAAGUGUGCUUACGCCUUCGUGACAAUGGACUGCUGGCCAAACCCACCCACGGCGACAUCAUCCGCCUGGCCCCUCCCCUCAUCAUCAACGAGCACGAGCUGCGCGAGUGUAUCGAUAUCAUCCAGAGAACCAUCCUGUCCUUCUAAACUAACUAUUCAACAAUAUACAGACAACCAUCACAGUGAUAAUCUAAACCGAUGAUCCUAUCAUAAAGUCACUCUAAAUAUUUAGCAUCUUUUAUUUUUCUUUGUAUUUCAGACAGGAGUUGUGUGAAGGGUUUUUCUGUAGAAAUGCGGUAUGCAGAGACUGUGCGGUGCGUGCUUCUAUGAGGUGACACGGACACUUUUGCACAGAAAAGCUGCUGUUCCAUUUUUUGUUGAAGCUUACCAUUGCCUUAGAAAAGACUGCAACGCAGGCGGAAAACAUCAGUGAUAUGUUUAAGAUGUUGAAUGUUUAAUUCACAAUUCUGGUGUAAAUAAUCAACGUGUUUGUUUUUAACGUAAGCUUUUAAUUUAAAAAUAGGAGAAGUAGCGUUACAGUGACGCAUGCAGUCUGAAGUUACCACUUUUUUUGUCUCAAACGGCUACGUCUGACUGACUUUAAAUUGAAUAUAACAGUGAGGGAAAUACUUGUUACAGUUGAAUGUUGUUUGCAGAAGAGUAAACAUUCAGUCUGCUGAAGUACUGCUGUCUGUGAACCUAAACUCUGUAGAACGUAAAACUUGAAAGUUGAUGAAAGUCUUGUUACAUGGAGGGCAAUCUAGUCUGGGUAUUUUUGAUGUCAAGAGCAAUGUUUCUCCACAUUUUUAAAAUGCGUGAAAUGUAUAGAAAAUGAUCACAUUACAGGUCUCAAAAGGGAAAAAUAAUCAUUUGAGAGGUUCUUUAAGAUGUUUUACUUUCUCCUACAACUAUGACCUGUAUCUGUUUUUGUUAUUGAACUUUCUCAUGAAUGUUUUGUCUGUUACAAAACAAUGUUAAUAUUGUCUUUUUAAAGGCAAUAUCCCCUUUAAGUUGUUGUACAAUCAAUUGAUCUUCAAAUAAAUUAUUGCAGUCUUA